AUGGCCAAUCUAGGAUCGACGCCCUCGAAUGUGUACAUCCGCCCGGUGUCGACUGUGGAUUCGCCAGCGCUGUCGCGCAUUUGCCUCCUCACGGGAGACGCAGGUGUCUCAGCAGAGCCAUUGCACAACUUUCCAGAGCUGCUAGGGCUCGUCUAUGCCGAACCCUACGCACAGCUGUCUCCCACGUUCGGCUUCGUGAUGGUCGACCGCACCAAAGACGACGCAGUCGUCGGAUACGUGCUGGGAACGCCCGACACGCGCGCAUUCGAAGCUCGUGCGAACGCGGAGUGGUACCCCCGCGUGCGGGCCAAGUACGCGAACCCGCCUGCGCACCCGCACGACCCUUCCCUGAGGCCUGCGAAGGAAGCAGACGCACGAUACGUGCAUCUCUUGCACAACCCGCCGCGCGCUUCUGUGGAGGCUGUCACGUUUUCUCCUGCGCACCUGCACAUCGACAUCUUGCCGGAGUACCAGAGGCAGGGAUGGGGGCGGAGGCUGAUUGCACGGGCGGUGCGGUAUCUGAGGGAACAGAACGGGUUGGACUGCCUGUGGUUGGGCUUAGAUCCGCGAAAUGUAGGCGCGAAGCUAUUCUACGAGAGGCUGGGUUUCAAAGUACUCGACGGCGCUCCCGCGGGGACUAUGGGUUUGAUAUUCGAAGACUUCAACGGCGAGGAUCGGGUGUAG
Messenger RNA from Sparassis crispa, 684 nucleotides. Its product is annotated as acyl-CoA N-acyltransferase. Gene Ontology annotation, molecular function: acyltransferase activity, transferring groups other than amino-acyl groups. Bases 1 to 684 code for a protein of 227 amino acids. The transcript has a single exon. The record is from RefSeq and is a predicted model, not a curated record. NCBI's taxonomy places the organism in Eukaryota, Fungi, Basidiomycota, Agaricomycetes, Polyporales, Sparassidaceae.